GAGAGUAGAGAGAGAAACAUAGGUGAUUGUAAUCGAGAGGAGAGGAGAGAAGCGAGAGGCUGGGUGGGGUUCCUUUUUUUUUUUCUUUUUCCUACUUCUUUUUAUCUUAUUUCUUAUACGAAGCUGCUUCUUUCCAUGGCGGUGGCGGUGGUGGCGGAGGUCGGGACCCACGCGGAGGCGACUAGGAUUUGAGGGAUCUCCCACCGAAUCCGUGGCUGAGGCAGCUCGGAGAGACGAAUCUGAAGGGGAUCCGCGUCUCUGUUCGAGGCUCGAAGGAGAAUUUUGUAGGAGAAAUCGGAGAGCAACAAGGCGGAGCUCCUCUUCUCUCGUUUUUUGAUUCCUCUCGCGCCUCUCUCUUCUUUCAUCCAUGGGUCGGUUUCCUUCCAUUUAUCCUCUAAUCGAUCUCGGGAAAGGAUUGGGAUAAAUCCUUCCUGGAAAAUCUUUUUCUCACAAAAAGGCAGUGUAGAUAUCAACAUUUAUUGUACUUCAAACAAAGAUGAAUUUGUCCAUCAAAGGUCUGGCAAACAAGGAUGCCAAGUUAAACUCAUCGAACAAAGUUACCACAUUAAAUCCCAAUGCAGCUGAAUUUGUUCCUUCAGCCCUCAGAAAUACAUAUGGAAACACUGAAAGCUCAGAUGCAACCAGGCGGGAUGUUCCGGGCUCUUCUAGAAAAGCAGCCUUAGAUCGUUCAGGAUCUAAUAUUUCAAAUAAUUCAGAUGAUGAAGCACAUCAGUACUGGCGUCGUCAGCUUCCUGAUGAUAUUACUCCUGACUUCACGGUCAUGGGAGGAGAAGAGCUGCAUGGACCUGGGCAUCUCUCACUUGAAGGUAUAUCAAUACAGGAUAGUGUUGGGAUAUCAAGAUUCUCAGCAUCCACUGCCAGCCAGACAUUGCGCAUGCGACAAAAUUUAUCUUCACUUUCUAGCGAUGGUCUCAACCUGGGUGAAAGCAUGGGAUAUUCUAGCUCGGUUUAUGCUGACGAACGUUUGUCAACUGAUUUCAUGACAUCUGCUGACAAUUCCUGGGGUAAACCAUUCAUCAAUGCUGAACAGCAUCAUACCAAUGGAAGGGAUGGGCAUUACUACAAUGGUGAUUCUGGUGCUGUUUCAGUAAACAAUUUAAUAGGUGAUAGUGUAGUGAUCAAGGAUGCUGCCAUCAAUCCCCUAGAGCUUCUGUCAUCAAAGUUUCCUGAUUGUGCAGUGCAGAGCCUUUCUGAUGUUUAUUAUGGAAGUGGAUGUGAUUUGAACUCGACGAUCGAGAUUCUCACUCAACUUGAGGACAAAUGUGGAUCAGAGGAUUUCUUAAGAUGGUGUAGGGGAUUGGCUAAGGUUCUGGUAGAUGGUGGUUUUAAUCAGAAGUCAUUGGCAGCUUCAAGCCUUAGCAUGCUGGAUUUUCCUGCUCUGCCGGUGGCUGGUGCUCAAAAUGGGCUGUCAAAGUAUUCCAGAGAAGAUAUACAGCAGACUUCCAGUACAUAUAGAUCUCCUUCCACUAUCUUUAGAGGUGAUAUAGAUUUUGGUUCGACUGUUAGAAAACUUGCAUCCCAGGAUAGUGGUCAUUGGAGACAUGAGAUUAAUGGUUCUGCUGAUGGUGGUGUGGGCUCAAGUAGAAGCUCUCAACUUUUAGCUGGCUCAUAUGGUCAUGGUAAAAUGGCUUAUGGUGAUAAACUGCAAGGUCUCAGUGCAACUCGGGCAGCUCCAGUUUGGCUCGAAACUGGAGAAGCAGUGGGGGUUUUUCCUUAUAUAUGUAUAUCAAUCAAUGUUGAGAUGACAGCAAAUACAUAUUCAGAGUCAAGGGAGGAUGGCCAUGAUUUUGCGCACCUUCGAAAUACGUACCUUGAACAGGCAAGACAAGCCUUUCUAAUUGGCAACAAGGCUUUAGCAAAGGAACUGAGUCUGAAGGGGCAGUUGUGCAAUAUGCAGAUGAAAGCAACUCAUGAAAAAGCUAAAGAAACAAUUUAUCGACAUAGAAAUCCACUCUCACCUGAGAUCCAGGGCUACAGCCUGGGGCAAGACCAUGUGAUUGACCUACAUGGACUUCAUGUGACGGAAGCCAUACAUGUUCUAAAUUGUGAACUGAGCAUCCUGAGGAGCAGCGCAAGGUCCACUGGGAAGCGACUGUCGGUCAUGGUAUGUGUAGGCACUGGUCACUAUGCCAAGGGCACCCGAACUCCUGCAAGGCUCCCUGCAGCAGUCGAGCAGUACCUGGUGGAGGAAGGUCUUCCGUACACGCAGCCUCGGCCAGGUCUUCUCCGUGUUGUGAUAUAUUGACACCCUGUAAGGUAUACCACACGAAGGUAAAAAAAAAAAAUUAGAAGAAAAAAGAAAGGAUCACACACCUAGAUUCUUGUAUCUGUGUACAUCGGAGGAAGAGAAGCAUAGUCUCUGGCAACAGCAGCUGUAAUAUUAAUAGCACUGGUGGCAUCCAUGUCACAUUUUGUUAGUUCUCUAGCGGAAUUCCGCAAUACUUGCUUCACAUGGUUCUUUGGUUUU
Molecule: messenger RNA, 2488 nt
Organism: Elaeis guineensis (African oil palm)
Lineage: Eukaryota; Viridiplantae; Streptophyta; Magnoliopsida; Arecales; Arecaceae
Product: polyadenylate-binding protein-interacting protein 7
Source: RefSeq, a predicted model, not a curated record